Messenger RNA from Anopheles gambiae (African malaria mosquito), 1480 nucleotides. RefSeq lists its product as uncharacterized. The record is from RefSeq and is a predicted model, not a curated record. The transcript is spliced from 2 exons. Bases 566 to 1246 code for a protein of 226 amino acids. Lineage: Eukaryota; Metazoa; Arthropoda; Insecta; Diptera; Culicidae.
AGUGUUUUGCGGCUUCGCGCUGAGGAAAAAAUGCUGACCAGAUAAAUCUGAGCCGUAUGGAUUAUGACGAUAGAACAUUGUUUAGCUUAAGUUAGUCCACAUUCUAAUCCCUGCUGUGAUGGUUUUGAUUUGUAUUGUCGUAUGCCGGUGUGAUGUGUGUCUGUGGCAAUGUUGUGUACAUGAUAUUAUAAAUAAAUACUCUUAGAAACAUAAAUUACGGGUUUAGGCUCCAAAUGUAUUACGUCAUAACCGUUUAUUUUUAAAUUUGUUUAAACGUUUCCCCAAUUAACAAAAAAGGGGAGCCAAAGCAAUUUGACAGUUAGACUCGACCACUGUGAUUGUUCGGUUCACAGUGUUGUUUACCUUCCUUGGCAAAGGAUCAUUGCACGGGAGAGGUUACGUAACGAAAAGCGCGUGGCUCUAAUCGCGACGAUCGACUUAUUAUACAAGUUUAAGUAGCUCAAGUGGAAGAAAAGUUGCCGUCUUCCAGCAUUGAGCCUACAGGGGAAGAAAUUACAUUGCAGUAAGAGUAAACUGUUCAGUAACCAGUAACAACACCGUCACAAUGGCAAGCAGAAUACCCUCCCCUGCCGAUGAGACGCCAAAGCUCACCGAGUACAACCUAUCCGCCCGUCAGGCCGGCAUGGGCAAGUUGCCCAAGUUUUCCGGCACACCCGAAGAUUGGCCCCUGUUCUACGGACUGUUCCGCUACUCGACCAAAGCGUGUGGCUUUACCGACUGCGAGAAUAUGCUGCGCCUGCACGAACACCUUACCGGCGAGGCGAAACAGUCGGUGCGAGACCUGCUCAUCUUUCCGGCCACCCUGGAGGAGGCGAUCAAAGCGCUGAAGCAACGGUUCGGCCGACCGGAGCUGCUCGUGGGCAGUUUGCUGGAGCGACUACGCCAGCUGCCCGCCCCGAAGGAAGACCAGCCGCGGACGGUUAUGAACUUUGGCUUUGCCGUGUCGGACACAUGCCGUGCGAUAAAGUCGCUCGGGCGCCGUGAGUAUCUGAACGACUAUCAGCUGAAGCAGGAUCUGGUCCGGAAGCUGCCGCCCACGAACCAGCUGCAGUGGUUCCGGUUUGUGGGAGCGAGAACGCUGUUUCACGCGACACUGGAUCAUCUGAGCGAGUUUCUGCGGCUGAUCGCGUUAGAUAUUAGUGAGCUGGAGCCGUACCGACCGAAACCUAGCAAGCGCAAUGGAGGAGGGAAAAAGAAGUCUAAUCGAAAUGGUAAUGGUGAUUAGAAGGAAAAGCGGGACAUUUGAUUGAAAUCACGCCGUAAGGUAACAUGUUAUGAGGUUUUGAGGUGGUUUUAAGCCGCAUUUUUACGAUCACGAGAAGGAAUUGAAACGAACGUUUUGUUAUCGUUUGCCAGUUAGUUGAACUUAAUUUUAUAUGCAUUCCCACAUAAUGUGAAUUGAGUUUACGCGGAUGUGUGUAAACCCCGUAUGAGAAUAAAAUGAAGUAUACGAACUCAU